CGAGCUUCUCAACCCGAACCCGACCAGAAAAAUUAUCAGAAAUUCAGAAUCACUCUCUCCCCUCAAAAUACAGGAAAGAAGCUGUGGACUUUGGGUGGCGGAUCCAUAUAUUUAGAGAUGGAAACGGAUCCAGAGCGGGAAGCAGCCUCUUCCUUGUCUUCAACAGCCAAACGGCGCUUAUCUUGCACUACCUGCUUCGACGCGCUCUGGUUCUGCUACUCUCCAGUGCAUCAAAUGCAGCAAUAUUACAGGCUUGGACUUUUUGAUAACUGUUCUCAGAAAUGGAGUGAUUUGGUCGACUGUUUGACUCUCAAGACUAAAAGAUCUUCUCAAGUCCAGGAAAUUCUAGAGGCUCGUGAGAAAGCCAAGCCCCACCUUUGGAAGCUGCGGACACCAGAAGAAGCAUCAGUGCACUGGAGACAGCUGUUUGGACACUUGGAUGAUGAAGUGGAAUGAAAACCCUAAAUCACAGCUUUCUUUCUGAAGCAGAUGGCUGUAUUUUGUUUUUUUCUUUGUUUGCACUGUCCCCUAUGGUUACCAAAAUAAUAGAAUAGAAAUUACUGAGACAGAGUAUGCAGAACAAAUCCAUUGAUCGAUACAGGUAGGGGAAACAUGAUUUUGUUUGAGCUUAUUUCAUGUUGUUUUAUAGUUAAUAGAAAUGGCCAAUUAAACCGUUUGAGUUAGCUAGGUCCUGGAAGUAAUGGUAGCCAUAUUAUCUUAAA
This is a messenger RNA of Populus nigra (black poplar), 722 nucleotides long. RefSeq lists its product as uncharacterized. The record is from RefSeq and is a predicted model, not a curated record. NCBI's taxonomy places the organism in Eukaryota, Viridiplantae, Streptophyta, Magnoliopsida, Malpighiales, Salicaceae. Bases 118 to 456 code for a protein of 112 amino acids. The transcript has 3 exons.